AUGAUUGUCUACGAUUCAGAGAGAAGUCAGCGAGAUUACCUGCCUCAACCAGUACCUGAGGGUUGCUGUCCUAAUCUAGUGUUUGAAUCAAGGUUUGAAAGUGCUAAUCUAAGACAAGCUAGACGAGUUGGUCAGUUUGAAUAUGAACUAGUAUUACGUACAGAUCUUUACACCAACAGACAUACCCAGUGGUAUUAUUUCAGAGUUUCUAACGCUAUCCCUGGUAUAACUUAUAAAUUUAGAAUUGUUAAUCUUCUCAAACGAGACAGUCUUUAUAACUAUGGUAUGAGACCACUGAUCUACUCUGAGAAAGAUGCUAGAGAAGAAGAGAUUGGGUGGAGAAGAACAGGUCAUCAUAUUAGUUAUAGUAACAAUAUAGUGAACCAUACGUGUCCCUUAUUAGAGAAAGGUAUCAGUUAUUACAUGUUGGAGUGGCAAAUGGAGUUUCCUCAUGAAGAUGAUACCUAUUAUAUGGCUCACUGUUACCCCUAUACGUUUACUGAUCUUAAAGAAGAUGUGGACACUCUACUAGCUGACCCUGAUAGACAACAAUAUAUCAAGAGAGAAGUUCUGUGUGAAACACGAGCUGGUAACAGUUGUUUUCUUCUUACCGUCACUAACAACAAGAUAAAGACUAGAAAGAAGUUUGUAGUAAUAUCAGCUAGAGUUCACCCAGGAGAAACCCAGGCUAGUUGGAUGAUGAGAGGAUUAUUGUAUUUUAUCACCAGUCAACACCAGUCAGCUCAGAAGUUACGUGAUACGUGUAUAUUUAAAAUAGUUCCUAUGUUAAAUCCUGAUGGAGUUAUAGUAGGUAAUUAUAGAUGUUCAUUGGCAGCUCGUGAUUUAAACAGAAAUUAUCGACAUCCUAAACACGACAACUUCCCUACCAUCUAUAAUCUUAAAAACAUGGUGGAGAAUUUACUACAGAAAAAUCAGGUGGUGCUGUAUUGUGAUCUACACGGACAUAGUCGUAAAGAGAAUGUAUUUAUGUAUGGUAAUAAUAAAGAAACGUCUGGGUGUCCUGGUCAGGAAGCUAUCCAGUCUUUUAUAUCAGAUCGAGUUUUUCCCUGGUUGAUGGCCGUCAAGUCUCCAGAAAAGUUUUCAUUUAAUUCGUGUAAGUUUAAAAUUAAGCGCUGUAAAGAAUCAACUGGUAGAGUUGUUAUGUGGAGACAAAUGAAAAUACCCAACAGUUUUACUCUAGAAGCUACAUUUAGUGGUACAAUUCUUGACAAAUCUAGCUGUCGUCAUUUUAACUGUGGUGAUUUUGAAGAUAUGGGUAAAACUUUAUGUGAAGUUGUUUUAGAUUAUCAGACAAUGGAACAAGAUACAGAGUAUAAAAAUAAAGUUAUAGCAGGAUUAACAAGGGCAAUAACUCAUCAGAUACUAGCUAAACGUGGGUUAUUACCUAAAAACAUGCAGCUAAGAGAUUUACAUUCAGGGAAAGUAUCAGAUUCUGGUAUAUCAGUGGAAGGUUCAGACUCCAGUACUGGUUGUCAGACAGAUAACGAUAAACCAGCUGACAACCAAUCAGAAUUAAAUACAGCAGACGACACAGCAAAUACUCAAUUAUCAUUGGCUACACAAAAACAACUUAUAGUUCAAAAUGGUAGACAUGUACUUGAAAAACAACAGACAUCCAAACUUUCAACGGAAACUUCAAGCCAGGAGAAGAUUGUAAAGGGAGAUAAUUGUAAAGUAGAAGAUGAACAGAAGAUACUAGAAGAGACAUCUCUUAACAGUUUAGAUGGUUGUUUAAAUAUUUUAGCUCAGUUAAAUGUUUGUGAAGCUAUGUUAGAAUCAGAUUCAUCAGAUAGUGACAGUGAAUCAGAACCUGAAAUCAAACCACCAGAAAUUAAACAACGUAAGAAAAAACGUAAAUCUAGAAAACAGAGAGAUAGAGAAAAUAAAAAAAUUGAAAAUGAAAGAAAAAGCAGUAUUAUUAGUAAUAGAAAUGCACUUCCUGUUAUAACUGGACGUGGUUCUGUUUCUAUGACAACUAAAACUGAGGUAACUUCUGGUAUCAAUCCAGUCAAAAAACAACAGGGAAACAUAAAGAGAUUAGAACAAGUUGUAACUAACCAACAAUUUAUUAGUAAAUAUCAAGGUAGAACAAACGGAGGUUUACCGUGUUUCACUGAAGAACGUAGUAUGGAGAGAGCUGCUAAGAGAAUGGCCGAGUUACAAAGAAGAUCAGAAGAAGGAAAAGAAGAGGAAUUGUUACUUUAUUAUGAAGAUGAAUUUCCGUACUCACGAACUAUGUCUGGUCUUCCUCUACAGAGAACAGUUACUGAGGAAGAAUUUAACAAGAGAAUUCAACUUGCUCUACAUGAAGGUACAUCUAAUUUGACUCAGACUCUAGUUGGUAACAGUAUUAAAACAGUUUAUACUCAUACAGAAAGCAAUGGUGGAGGAAUGAAAAGUGAAAGUUAUUUACAAGGUAUACAGCAAUCUCCAAGUUUUAGCUUGCCAAUAACGUUUCCAAUGGUAACCAAUAAUAAUAAUAAUAAUAAUACACUGAACAAUCUACAGCCAGAAAGUUUAUCUGAUGAUACAGAUGAUGUAUUAGAGAUUAGAAGAGGAAGACAGAGUAUACCAGUUACUGUACAGAAAUCACCAUAUCAAUAUAACAUCUCACCUACUUCUAAACAUCAUCAAGGGAGAUCUGGUUCAGUUUUACAAUGUUCAAGUCAGAGUAAUUCAACAACUACGUCACCCUUAGUUACAUCAGCCAUCUUGAAUAAAUCUAGCAACCAAUCUGGUAACCAUAGUGACAAUAAUAUUCAAAUAUCAAACUUUCCCAAUAAAUCAUUAAUUGGCAAUUUAAGGCGUUCGCAUGUCCGGCAUGUUACUAGUGGUGAUUGAUGACGGGUUGGAAUUUUAGCAGAUAAAAUUUGAUAUAUUACUCAUAACAUCAUUAAAAUAUCUAUAUCUCUC
Lottia gigantea (owl limpet) is the source of this 2934-nucleotide messenger RNA. RefSeq lists its product as hypothetical. Gene Ontology annotation, molecular function: zinc ion binding; metallocarboxypeptidase activity. Gene Ontology annotation, biological process: proteolysis. NCBI's taxonomy places the organism in Eukaryota, Metazoa, Mollusca, Gastropoda, Lottiidae. The transcript is spliced from 21 exons. The coding region runs from base 1 to 2862 and encodes 953 amino acids. The record is from RefSeq and is a predicted model, not a curated record.